GCGGAGGGUGGGGCUUGGCGGCUGGCUGGCACCUGGAUCGGGAUCGGGACCGGGAUUGGGAACGGGAUCGCGAUCGGGACCGGGACCGGAUGCCACCAGCGCCAUGAGGACCCUCCUGCUGCUGUGGCUGGUCCUGUCUGGAGCCAGCGCCUGGUGCCGCGAUGGGCAGCCGUGUCCCACCACCCCGGUCCUGCCCGCCAGCAGUGUGGUGACGUGCCGGGACGGCUCGUCCUGCCCCAGCACAGCCACCUGCCCGCUGUCAGAGGGCGUCCCCUGCGCCAACGGCCACCGCUGCUGUCCCCGAGGGUCCCGCUGCAGCGCCGAUGGCAAAUCCUGCAUCACAUCCCCAGCCCCUCGCGCUGUCCCCUGUCCCGAUGGACAGUCUGAGUGUCCUGAUGAUGCUACCUGCUGCGUGACGGCCAGCGGCGCCUGGGGGUGCUGCCCCAUGCCCCAGGCCUCGUGCUGUGCUGACAAGGUGCACUGUUGUCCCCAUGCCACCAUCUGCGACCUGGCCCACGGGCGCUGCCUGUCACCCACCGGUGACACCCCCAUGGGCACCACCUUCCCCGCCUGGAAGCGCCAGCCCCCGGUGUCAGUCACGCUGCGCCAGGUCGUGUGUCCCGACGGCCGCUCUGCCUGUCCCGACGGUGCCACCUGCUGCCAGAUGUCCCCGGCGCUGUACGGCUGCUGCCCCCUGCAGAACGCGGUGUGCUGCAGCGAUGGGCAGCACUGCUGCCCUCAGGGCACUGCCUGCGACCUGGAGCGCUCCACAUGCACCUCCUUGGGGGGCCGGGAACCCCUCCAGGCAUCGCUGCCCAAAGCUCGGGAUGUGAAGUGUGACGAGGAGACGAGCUGCCCCGAUGGGAACACGUGCUGCCGGCUCAGCUCUGGGGCAUGGGGGUGCUGCCCGCUGGAGGAAGCCGUCUGCUGCCCCGACCAUGUGCACUGCUGCCCCCAGGGCUAUACCUGUGACCCCAGCGCAGGCAGCUGCCUGCAGCAGGGGGGGGGCCGCCGGCCCUGGCUGCGGAAGACCCCGGCGCUGGCCCGGGGUGGGGACGUGCAGUGUGACGAUGAGAUGAGCUGUCCCCAGGGCAGCACGUGCUGCCGGCUCAGCUCGGGGGCCUGGGGGUGCUGCCCGCUGGAGCAGGCCGUGUGCUGCAGGGACCACCAGCACUGCUGCCCCUGGGGCUAUACCUGCAACGUGGCCACCCAGAGCUGCGAGAAGCUCCUGACCCCCGCCCCACUGCUGCAAGCACCCCCCCGGGCACCCACCCCCCGGCCUGCCCCCCUGCGCGCUGCCAGCACCGACCCCGCCACCGCGGUGCCCUGUGAUGCUGCCCGCUCCUGCCGCGGCGGGCACCAGUGCUGCCGGGCCCAGGGGGGCUCCUGGGGCUGCUGCCCCUUCACCCAGGGCUCCUGCUGCUCCGAUGGCCGUCACUGCUGCCCUGUGGGGUCCCGCUGUAUCGGGGGGGGGCUGGGGGUGCAGCCCCCAGCGCUGGGACCUGCCCGCACCCCGCAGGGUGUUGCUCUGAGGGCCCCAGACCCCCCCCGGAACAAGUGCCGCCACCUCAAUAAAUGGUUUCUAGGACAAACCCCCUCCCCUGGUUCCGUGCAGGGGGAAACUGAGGCAGGAAGCAGAGGCGAGGGGGGGUUGAUCUCUCUUUAA
Molecule: messenger RNA, 1666 nt
Organism: Strigops habroptila (Kakapo)
Lineage: Eukaryota; Metazoa; Chordata; Aves; Psittaciformes; Psittacidae
Gene: GRN
Product: granulin precursor
Exons: 12
Coding region: 104-1666 (520 amino acids)
Cellular component (GO): extracellular region
Source: RefSeq, a predicted model, not a curated record